AUGGUGGAAGAAGAGCAAAGGUCCGUAAUCCCCAGCCAGCUUGGGAACAUCCAUAGAGGGAGAGGAAGAAAGAAUGGAGCUCUCAUCGGUCUCAGCCUCAAUAGCUUGACCAUCCUCUCUUUCUGCAAGAACCCGGAGCUGCGGACCCCUAGCCGUCUGCUGGUGCUGAACUUGGCUCUGGCGGACAGUGGGAUCAGCCUGAAUGCCCUAGUAACAGCCACAUCCAGUUUCCUCUGGUACCAGUCUCCUCCCCAGUUCCUGGGCUCUGGUGUGAGGGAUGACCCUUACUCCUCUACCCUUUCUGCCUGCAGAAACUUCACCAGCUUCCUCUUCACCAUGGCCUUUUUCAACUUUAUCCUGCCCGUCUUCAUCACACACACAUCCUAUCAGCUCAUGGAGCAGAAACUCAGGAAGACUGGCAAUCCCCAGGUGCCCGCUCUCAUUGCCAAAAUGGUGCCCACGAUCAACGCUGUGAACUAUGCCCUGGGCACUGAGAUGGUCCACAGGGAAAUCUGGCAGUGCCUCUCGCUGCGGAGAAGUGAACGGGACAGAGCGCAGAGAGCCUCUCUGUGGGGCUGCUCAGACCCAGGCCCACCCCUGCCGCCCUGGACUGAGCCCCACGCCAAGAGCCCUGCCUGCAGCCUCAGAAGCCAAGUUCCAGACACGCAUCCUCCAUCCCCAAUGGCCCUGAUGAGCCUGGCCCUAGGCUGGACGCAGGGGACUCAGAGAGAAACCAGGCUACCUGGAAGAAGCUGGGGCUUUGGAGCCAGAUGGACCUGAGUGUUGGUCUUAGCCCUCCACACAGAGGCUGAGAGAGCUUGGGAAAGUCACUGUCCCCAAUCCCUAACAUAAGGCUUUAAUAGAGACUCCACAGGGCUAUUGUGAGGCUUGAACAAGAUGAUGUGUCCUCACCACACACAUAGAAGCUGCUCAUUAAACAGAAUUGUUAGGA
This is a messenger RNA of Hipposideros armiger (great roundleaf bat), 952 nucleotides long. RefSeq names its product retinal G protein coupled receptor (gene RGR). The coding region runs from base 1 to 780 and encodes 259 amino acids. The transcript has 4 exons. The record is from RefSeq and is a predicted model, not a curated record. Lineage: Eukaryota; Metazoa; Chordata; Mammalia; Chiroptera; Hipposideridae.